Molecule: messenger RNA, 1734 nt
Organism: Penicillium waksmanii
Lineage: Eukaryota; Fungi; Ascomycota; Eurotiomycetes; Eurotiales; Aspergillaceae
Exons: 5
Biological process (GO): proteolysis
Cellular component (GO): fungal-type vacuole
Molecular function (GO): serine-type carboxypeptidase activity
Source: RefSeq, a predicted model, not a curated record
AUGGGGGUUUACUCCAAGAUUGCAGCAUUCGCUGCCCUGGUGCACUACUCAACAGCACAAUUCGUGCCUGCACCGACCGACUUGAUCACAAAGAAGGGUCAUGCAAGUGUCAAUGUGCGAUAUAAGGAGGUGCCCGCUGGAAUCUGCGAGCAGGACCCCAAUGUUAAAAGCUAUUCUGGCUAUGCCGAUGUUGGUGAGAAUGAGCAUAUCUUCUGGUGGUUUUUCGAGGCUAGAAAUGGAGAUCCGACAGAGGCACCGCUUACCGUCUGGAUCAACGGAGGACCGGGAUCAUCUUCAAUGAUCGGGUUGUUCCAGGAGCUGGGGCCGUGUGGAGUUGACAUCAAUGGCACAGCUUACAACAACCCCUAUUCAUGGAGCAAUGUGACAAACAUGCUCUUUGUUGAUCAACCCGCGACGGUUGGAUUAUCAUAUACCAUCCCCAUACCUGGAUAUCAGGAUGAGGACGGUAAUAUCAUACAGCUACCCGACAAAGAAUGUCCCGAGUAUGCUGAGAAAUACGGAACAUGCGGAACAUACUCGAAGCCAGACAUUGGCUUAGUCCCCAACUCAACACAAGGAGCCGCCCCGAAUAUGUGGAAGACAUUGCAAGGAUUCAUGGGAGCAUUCCCCCAAUACUCCAGGAACGGAUUCAGCUUUACUACUGAGAGCUAUGGUGGUCAUUACGGCCCAGUAUUCAACGAUUACUUUGUGAAGCAAAAUAAGAAGAAAAUUCCCGGUGCGAUCCAUAUUGAUCUCGAGAACGUUCUCAUCGGAAACGGCUGGUUUGACCCCUUGAUUCAAUACCAGGCGUACUAUAAUUUCUCCGUCUACCCCGGAAAUACCUAUGAUUUUGACCCAUACAAUGCCUCCGUCAAGGCAGAAUGGUAUAACAACCUUUACGGAGAAGGAAAUUGUGUCGACCGGACUCGCGAAUGCUACGCAACUGGUCGAAAUGACAUCUGCUCUACUGCUGACAGUUUCUGCGCCUCCAAAGUCGAGAAUAUGUUUGAUAUCUACUCAGGGCGGGAUGAGUACGACAUGCGCGAGCUAACCCCUGACCCUUUCCCAUAUUCGUUCUAUGUGGACUACCUCAACAGCCCGAAGGUGCAAGCCGCCAUCGGAGCGUACCAGAAUUUCUCGGAAUCGUCUCAAACCGUCGGCAAUAGCUUUGCAAGCACAGGCGAUGACGACCGCGAGUCUGGCACCAUUCAGCAUGUGCGAAGCUUGCUCGAAGCUGGGGUGCAGGUCGUUAUGUAUUUUGGAGAUGCGGAUUUCAACUGCAACUGGUUGGGCGGGCAAGUUGUUGCCCACGAAAUCAAUGCUCCGGGGUAUAAAAAGGCAGGGUUUGUCAACAUCACCACCUCUGAUGGGGUUGUCCAUGGGCAGGUUCGACAGAGUGGGCUGUAUAGUUUCGUCCGAAUUUACGAGUCUGGCCACGAGGUGCCUUUCUACCAACCGCUGGCUUCCUUGGAGAUGUUUGAGAGGGCGAUUUUGAGAAAGGACCUUGCCACCGGUGAAAAGCACAUCACUGGAAGUUACAAAACCAAGGGAACACCAACCAGUAACUUCCGGGAGGGCAAUAGCACCGUCGUUCUCAAGGUUCUUCCUAGCGAUGCCACUUACAACACAACUCUGAACGGACCUGAUCUUUCUCCCUCGGACUCGGCUAAGUUUCACUGGCAAGGAAAGCGAGGACAAUCUAAGAGGAAUUCGGGCAAGUACAAUAAGCCUAAA